UUACUUGCUUACUGAAACUCUUACUGCAUCGAAGAAACGACUGAAUUCCAGCAUAGGGUUGAUAAAACGCCCAGGACUGCGGUCUUGCGUCCAACACCAGCGUCCAACUGCAACUUAUAUAACGGUGAAGAAAGCAGCACAAACCGGCUAGCAAGCUACUUUUGGGAGGCGUUUUGCUGCCUGGUCGCAUCUCCCACUGCUGGGUGGGGAUCAGGGUCACGGAGCCUCUGAGUGCGUGGACAUUGUGGGUCAGAAAAAGCAGAGCAAAGUAGCCCAUCAGCCUUCACAGUCUAUGGGAACUGCUACGGCAGUCGAUGCAGUCUUCCGCAGGCCCUCUUUCCCUGUGGCUGAGAACCCAGCAGCACCAGCAGCAUGUCCCACGUCUCCUCCACUGCCAAGCGCUAUGCUGGCUCGUCCUACACCAGCCACUAUAGCUCCUACAGCUCCCCCUUAACCCCAAGCCUUAGCUCCUACAGCGAGCGGAACAGGUUGUCCUCUUACAAGUCCCCUGCCUCCUCUACCUCUUCCUCAGGUUACACCUCUUCCAGCUAUCAAAGCAGCUCCACGAUCCGCAGCCGCAACUACAGCACUUCCCUGGACGCAGACCGGGGCCGGGUCAUCCCACGGACGGACAUCCUUGGAAGUAGCAGCAACCGCCGUAGUGAAAGCCUCAGUCGAACCCCUGUCAAGAGCUAUGCAGGUUCUGGACUUAGUGGGGGGUCAGCCUACACAACGUACAGUUCUUACUCGUCCCCAUCAGUGCAGUCCAGCUACCUCUCCUCUUCACCGGUGGCCUCCAGAAUGUCGCUUAAUCGACAAAAAUCAACAUCCCAGAGUGACUUAACCAGGGACUUGGCGGCUCUGGGCCUCAAUGACGCCUCCUCCUCGUCUUCCUCCUCCAGCCCGUCUUCCUCCUCCAGCGCCUCGAGGAGCUGUCGCACUCGGACCAGUGAGGUGGCUAAUACGUAUGGCACUAACUCCUCAGGCGUGCCACGGAACACUACUCAGGAAGCCCCUUCAUGGCGCUCCACCAAGGAAGGCUUCAGUAGCAGCAGCAACAGAUCACACAAUUCCUCAGCGUGGGAGGCAAGUACGAGUGGAGUGUAUCCCCCCACGAGGGACUCCACGAACUCAAAGAGUGCCCAGGGACUGGUGGGACUGAAAAACCUGGGAAACACAUGUUUCAUGAAUAGUAUCCUGCAGUGUCUGAGCAACACACACAGCCUGCGAGACUACUGCCUGCACAACUCGCACCGCAGAGACCUUAACAACAACAGCCGCACUAACACCACCCUCAUGGAAGAGUUUGCCAAGCUGAUACAAACCAUGUGGUCAUCAACCAGCAGCGAAGCUGUCAGUCCAUCUGAAUUCAAAACUCAGAUCCAGAGAUACGCUCCAAGAUUUGUGGGAUACAACCAGCAGGACGCUCAAGAGUUUCUCCGCUUCCUCCUCGACGGCCUGCACAAUGAAGUCAACAGAGUCACGGUCAGGCCAAGAGGCACUGUCGAAGAUUUUGAUCACCUGCCAGAUGAGGAGAAAGGGAAGAAGAUGUGGACUAAAUACCUGGAGAGGGAAGACAGUAAAAUCGUUGACUUGUUUGUUGGGCAGCUCAAGAGCUCCCUGACCUGCAGCCAUUGUGGUUUCUGCUCAACUGUCUUUGACCCUUUCUGGGAUCUGUCCCUUCCCAUUGCCAAGAAGGGCUAUGGUGAGGUGAGCCUCAUGGACUGCAUGCGGCUCUUCACCAAAGAAGAUGUCCUGGAUGGGGAUGAGAAGCCAACGUGCUACAAGUGCAAAGCUAGACGAAGAUGCACCAAGAAGUUCACAGUACAGAAGUUCCCCAAGAUCUUAGUUCUGCACCUCAAGCGCUUCUCGGAAGCGAGAAGAACCAGCAAACUGUCAACCUUUGUCAACUUCCCCAUGAAGGAUCUUGACUUGCGAGAGUUUGCCUCCGAAAACAGCAUAAAUGCGGUGUACAACCUGUAUGCAGUGUCCAACCACUCAGGCACCACAAUGGGGGGUCACUACACAGCCUACUGUCGCAACCCUACAUCUGGGGAGUGGUACACCUUCAAUGACUCCAGAGUAACGCCAAUGUCCUCCAGCCAAGUGCGGAGCAGCGACGGCUACGUCUUGUUCUACGAGCUGGCUUCCUCCUCGCGCAUGUGAAUCCCGGUCAGACGACGACA
Hippocampus comes (tiger tail seahorse) is the source of this 2186-nucleotide messenger RNA. It is a transcript of the gene usp2a, whose product is annotated as ubiquitin specific peptidase 2a. Gene Ontology annotation, molecular function: cysteine-type deubiquitinase activity. The record is from RefSeq and is a predicted model, not a curated record. Gene Ontology annotation, biological process: protein deubiquitination. Lineage: Eukaryota; Metazoa; Chordata; Actinopteri; Syngnathiformes; Syngnathidae. The coding region runs from base 373 to 2166 and encodes 597 amino acids. The transcript is spliced from 14 exons.